Molecule: messenger RNA, 624 nt
Organism: Pleurotus ostreatus (oyster mushroom)
Lineage: Eukaryota; Fungi; Basidiomycota; Agaricomycetes; Agaricales; Pleurotaceae
Exons: 3
Coding region: 1-624 (207 amino acids)
Biological process (GO): regulation of proteolysis; regulation of Ras protein signal transduction
Molecular function (GO): peptidase inhibitor activity; phospholipid binding
Source: RefSeq, a predicted model, not a curated record
AUGUCUAACGUCGACCCCUUGGCAGAAGUGACCGCCUCUCUCGCUUCAGUCCAGCUGAUCCCCGACGUCAUCCCGCCGUCUGCUGCGUUCUCCCCUUCCGUUCUCUUCUCCGUCGUAUGGCCGACUGGGAAGGAAGCGCUUCUUGGGAACGAGCUAACCAGGGACGAAACGCUCGAUGAACCAGAUAUCGUCUUUACUCCGAUGGGUACACCGAACUCAGGGGAGGGUAGUAGCGAAACGAGCUAUACGUUGGUUAUGUGCGAUCCAGACGCCCCCUCACGGGCUGAUCCAAAGUAUAAGGAGUUCAGGCACUGGGUGAUAACUGGCCUCAAGUCCCCUGCCAGAACAUCUGACCAAACGAGCAGUUUGAGCGCUCUAAAGACGAAGCCAUCCACCACGCCUUACAGACCACCUGGGCCACCUCCAGGCAGCGGACUACAUCGCUAUGUAUUCUUGCUCUUCGAAGAGCCGUCUAGCGCUGGUGAAUUUACCAUCCCAGCAGGUUCGCCGGAAUACGGGGCGGCGCUCGAGGAGCGGAGGAGCUGGGGAGCGAUCAAGUUUGGCGAGACGUACGGGCUCAAGCUAGUCGGAGCAACUUUCUUCCAUGUUCGCUCAGUCGAGUAA